CAAUAACCCCUGAACACGUGAAGACGCAGUAGCUGCUGCUUCUAGACUCCACCGCCGCUCGCCGCCGCCGGUCGAAAUCACAACCAUUUGUUCAUUCCAUUGCCCAGACCUCUAUUUCCAGAAGAAAUUUUGCCCAAUUUCACCCCUAUCAUUAAAUUAACUAGCGUAUGAACGACCGGCUGCUGUCCACUCACCCUAACUCACCAUUUCCGUGAACCACCAUUGUUUCCGGCGCGAUCAUCAUUUCUCCGGUCUCCGCCCUAAUCUUUUUUCCGCUUGAGUUUGUUUAGAUGAACUGGACAAAGGUGUGGGGGUGUGUUAAGGACCAUUCUAGGUGCACCAGACCACUGUGUCGUACAGUGAGGGAUCAGAAUGGAAUUAUGUCUCUUGGAAAGAGGUUCUAUUCUCCACAGGAAGAAGGACGAUACCACGUGCAAAGAAAGACAUCAUGGAUGUUCAAUCUUCCCUGUAUUCAAGUGGACACAGUGUUUGGGAGUAAAAAUACAUCACAUCGAUAUGUGCAUAGCAUGCAAAAUGAUCCAGACUUGAGUAGGGACUUUUUUGUACGACUCUGGCUUGCUGAUAAAAAGAAGACAGGGCCUACUGCGAAACGAAGGCAUAAAGUUCUUAAAUCCUAUAGCAGUGGUGAAACGAUAGCUGAUGGCCGAACUUUUCCCGGACUUAUUGAAAGAAUGCUUUCUGGUGCUUUAGAUAAGAAGUCUUAUGACAAGGUGAAGUCAGGUCUUAAGCAACCACCUACCAGCCAAUCAAUCACUGGUACAUUGGAACCAAUGUCUUUGGAAGAGUCCAAGGUAGCACCUCUUCUUGCAAGAUCCAAUCUACUGAUUACCAGGGAUAUAGAAUGGGCCAACUUGGUUCUUGGUUUUGAGCAGGAAAACCGAUAUGCAAUGGUUGAUGUCUGCUACCCUCAAGCACCUGUAGGUUUCAUACGCGAGCAGAGCAAUGUGAUUGCAAGACAGUUGCUUCGCUUAAGACGCCCUUUCAUUGCAUACAUUACUGAUGGAUCGGGCAACGAGCUCUUUAGGGUUCGAAGGCCCUUUUGGUGGAUCACCAGUUCAAUAUACGCAGAGAUAAAUGGAAAAGAAAUUGGUGUUGUUCACAGAAGAUGGCAUCUGUGGAGGAGAAUUUAUGACUUGUACUUGGGGGAUAAGCAAUUUGCAGUUGUUGAGAACCCUGGGUUGUGGAAUUGGACUUUCACUUUGAAGGACAUUGAUGGAAAUGUGUUGGCAGAGAUAGACCGUGACUGGAGGGGUUUUGGAUUUGAGAUUUUUACAGAUGCGGGUCAGUAUGUGAUCCGGUUUGGGAGCUCCGAUUCAGGUGUUGCGCCUGCAGCAGAGGUGCAAGAGUUGAGCGUUGCUCGUUCCUUGACUCUGUCAGAGAGAGCAGUAGCUGUUGCCCUGGCUGUUUCACUUGAUAAUGACUACUUCUCCAGACACGGAGGCUGGGGAUUUCCCUUUAUGGUGGUCGAUGAUUGAGAAUUGGCUGGCAAGAGGAAUUGAGCACCGAAUUCGGUUAGUUUUGCAACUUGGCCAUUGGUUGAACAUAUUCUUUUGAUGCUUUUCCCUGCCAAUGAAAAAAAAAUGUACUACUGGCUGUUCACAAAAUCUUAAGUUUUCGAGCUUGAACCUUAACUGAAUGCUUUAUUUAUGGCCUUUCCAUUUUCAUCCGAAGCAGCAAAAAGUUAUCAUGGCCGCCAUCAUGUGUCGGUGUCGGUGUCGAAGUCUCUGAUAAUCAAAGCUGUGCACCUCUGUUGUUUGCAUCUUGCUAUUUACUUGUUGUUUAGUCGAUUCUGAGCUACUUGGGAUUUUAUUUAUAUUUUAUACAUGUGUCCAAGACUUGUUACAAGUUUUUCUUCAGAAGGUAGUUGGGCCAACUCCAACGGUCACCUAAAUAUUGAAAUUGACAUACCUAAUAAUAACUCAGUUCAUUCCCUCUUCUUAA
This is a messenger RNA of Salvia splendens (bonfire salvia), 1962 nucleotides long. Its product is annotated as altered inheritance rate of mitochondria protein 25. Gene Ontology annotation, cellular component: plasma membrane. Lineage: Eukaryota; Viridiplantae; Streptophyta; Magnoliopsida; Lamiales; Lamiaceae. The transcript is spliced from 12 exons. Gene Ontology annotation, molecular function: phospholipid scramblase activity. Gene Ontology annotation, biological process: plasma membrane phospholipid scrambling. The record is from RefSeq and is a predicted model, not a curated record. Bases 291 to 1496 code for a protein of 401 amino acids.